UUAGUAAAAUUAACGACCACAGAACCGAUCCUCCGGAGGUCUCGUCUGCCUCGGAUCUCUUUCCUUCUCUCCUCGUUAGCGAAGGAAUAGAACGAGGUCGAGGGAGGAAUCGAGAUCGGAGGAUUGGUUCGAAGGAUCUCCUGGGGCUUCUUUGAUCCCUGCGACGAUGUCGUCUUUCAGCGGCGAUGAAACAGCCCCCUUCUUUGGCUUCCUCGGCGCCGCGGCCGCGCUCGUCUUCUCCUGUAUGGGAGCGGCGUACGGGACGGCGAAGAGCGGCGUCGGGGUGGCGUCCAUGGGGGUGAUGCGGCCGGAGCUCGUGAUGAAGUCGAUCGUGCCUGUAGUUAUGGCUGGAGUGCUCGGGAUCUACGGAUUGAUUAUUGCUGUGAUCAUAAGCACUGGGAUUAAUCCCAAGGCGAAAUCGUAUUACCUCUUUGAUGGGUACGCUCAUCUGUCCUCUGGGCUUGCUUGUGGCCUCGCCGGUUUAUCUGCGGGUAUGGCCAUCGGGAUCGUUGGUGAUGCUGGUGUCCGGGCCAACGCGCAGCAGCCGAAGCUCUUUGUGGGCAUGAUUCUUAUUCUCAUUUUUGCUGAAGCACUUGCACUUUAUGGCCUUAUUGUUGGCAUCAUUCUCUCUUCCCGGGCUGGUCAAUCUAGGGCAGAUUAAGAAGCAUAAACAUCUAUAACUGGCAACCCCUUUUAAGUUCAUAAUUAACACACACGUGGCUUCUUACCGGUUUUGCACAUCCAUUCUGUUUGGUAUAUUUGUUUUAAGGAAAAUUUCCCUACUGUAUUUUCUGACAUAUAUUUCUUGGGCUAUCGUAAAUUUAUAAUGCAAGUUGUCAGUUGCUUA
Molecule: messenger RNA, 847 nt
Organism: Musa acuminata AAA Group (dessert banana)
Lineage: Eukaryota; Viridiplantae; Streptophyta; Magnoliopsida; Zingiberales; Musaceae
Product: V-type proton ATPase 16 kDa proteolipid subunit
Exons: 3
Coding region: 167-661 (164 amino acids)
Biological process (GO): proton transmembrane transport
Cellular component (GO): proton-transporting V-type ATPase, V0 domain; membrane
Molecular function (GO): proton-transporting ATPase activity, rotational mechanism
Source: RefSeq, a predicted model, not a curated record